AUAAACGGAGUUAGGCGACCACUCUGCCUGCGCACGCAAAAUAGAAGCGAGCAAUAUUCGAGGAAGUUACGGAAUUUCUGCCCGACCGACCGUACCGUGCGCGUGCACGCCCUCAGACGAAAUGGAAACCGCGGGGAAUGCAAGUUCCACCGUGGAACUAUACAUUUAUGAUCUCUCGAGGGGCAUGGCUGCUACGAUGUCCAGAAGUGUUAUUGGUCGACACAUAGAGGGAAUAUGGCAUACAGCUAUUGUGGCAUUUGGAAGGGAAUACUACUUUGGCCCAGCUGGGAUCCAGACCUCCAGGCCUGGUGGAACGGUGCUAGGGAAGCCGGACAAGGUGGAGAAGCUCGGCGACACUUACCUGUCGUACUCUCUGUUCUUCGAGUACAUCAACGGAUUGGGAACGUUUAAGUUCGCUCCAGGAACGUACAAUCUUCUGAAGCACAACUGCAACUGCUUCUCGGAGGAAGUCAGUAUCUUCUUGUCGGGCAAGGGUAUCCCAAAGUACAUCCUCGAUUUACCAGAAGAAAUAUUUCAGACGCCGAUUGGACAAGAGUUAAAGCCGCUGAUAGAGACUUUAUUCAACAGUCCAGGUAGAGCAGUGCUGUUCACAGUUGGUCAAAUAUUCCUCGAUUCAGGGAACCAGAGGGAAGUCUCGCCGGAAUACGAGCUUUUAAAUGAGGCCAUCGAAGAAGCACGAUUAAAUUCAAUUGCGUUGGAAGAGAGAAGAAACGAGCUGAACGAAAAGCUAGCCAAAGAGGAUAGGAAGAAGAAGAAAAAGAAGAAGAAGGAGAAGAAACAGAAAGGUAGCAAAGAGAGCACUAGUGAUACGAAUAGUACUGGUCCCAGCAAUUGCACAGAGAUGGCGGAAAGUGAAGCUGCCCCACAGUUGACCGAAGCACAGUUGCUGAGUCUCGACGAGAACACAGAAUCAUUACCAGCAGAACCACCCAUAGUUUUCAAAGACCUGGUGGACCUGAAAGCGGAAUACGAGGCGUUAUCUAAUUUAUUGCAAGGGAAAUUGAACGAGGAUGAGAAAGUCUGCCUGGAGGAACUUCAACAGUAUGUUUUGGAAAACGAGGGUUCCUGGGCGCUUGGAGAUACUUUCUUGAAUUUCGUUGGACGAAUUUUGGAGGAUCAGUCGGUACCAAGCGAUGCAAGAGUGAAAUUGUUCAAUAUACUUUCGGUUGCUGCGCUAAAGGACGACGUAAUUCUUUUGCUGCACCAGGACAGGAGAGAACACAUCAUUAUGAAUUAUGCCUACGAUUUCGAUCGUCAUCCUCAGGAAGAACAACUUGCUCUUACACAAUUUAUGACGAAUUUGUUUGAAAAUCUCAGUAGUUCAGAAUGGCUGCUGUACAUAUCGUUAUGGCAACACGAGAAUCAGAGCAUCAGUAACAUCAGGGUGACUACCAAAGUGGCAAUACACGCGCUACUCUCCAGUUCAACAGACCUGCAGACCCGUGGGGCAGCUCUUAUUCACAAUUUGGCCUGCAAGGAGAAAAUGCACAAAAUCAAAAAUCUACGGCGACUUUUACCGAAAGGCAGCAUUUCUAAGGUGUUUGACGAUGUCGCCGCGGAGCUGACGAUGGCGCUGUGCCAGUACUUCAAUGGUAACCCGGAAGAGGAGCAGCUAUACGUUUGUAUGAAGUCGUUGGCACGACUCACGCAGGUCAGCACCCACUACGUGCCGAUGAUCAUAAAAAUGGUCGGUCUGAAGCCGAGCAAGUUCCAAGGAACGUCCGAGAGGGUCGACGAACAGAUCGAGCAGGUCAACAAGAAGCUGACGUAAAGAAGCUCGACGAGACAAUAUGGCGGCACACAACAAUCCCUACCCGUUAUUGUGUUAUAAUUGAAUUUUUACAUAGAGAUUUUAUCGAAAUAAAUCGCAUAUAAUGUAUUAUUA
Dufourea novaeangliae is the source of this 1906-nucleotide messenger RNA. RefSeq lists its product as uncharacterized. The record is from RefSeq and is a predicted model, not a curated record. Gene Ontology annotation, biological process: protein modification by small protein removal. Gene Ontology annotation, molecular function: peptidase activity. NCBI's taxonomy places the organism in Eukaryota, Metazoa, Arthropoda, Insecta, Hymenoptera, Halictidae. Bases 122 to 1792 code for a protein of 556 amino acids. The transcript is spliced from 12 exons.